This is a messenger RNA of Daphnia pulex (common water flea), 4460 nucleotides long. Its product is annotated as homeotic protein caudal-like. The record is from RefSeq and is a predicted model, not a curated record. Gene Ontology annotation, cellular component: nucleus. Bases 441 to 2159 code for a protein of 572 amino acids. Gene Ontology annotation, biological process: anterior/posterior axis specification; embryo development; cell differentiation. Gene Ontology annotation, molecular function: RNA polymerase II transcription regulatory region sequence-specific DNA binding; DNA-binding transcription factor activity, RNA polymerase II-specific. NCBI's taxonomy places the organism in Eukaryota, Metazoa, Arthropoda, Branchiopoda, Diplostraca, Daphniidae. The transcript has 3 exons.
CAAUUCAUGUCCAGUCUAGCGUGAACAGUGGUAGGCAACAUACCGAUCGGUCGGACGUCUCACGACUCGCAGUUGUUCGUUCAUCUCCAUCCGCGUAGCUCAUCAGCCCACCCAUUUCUACAUUGUGAUUUUUUGAGUGUGUGUGUGGAACUCGACAACUUUUCAAUUUUUUUCUUAUCGGUUUUAUCCACGAAAAAAUAAAAUUCAGUUCGACUUAAUUUAAUUUUUUUUUCUGAAUGAAUUUGAACGUCAGCGGGAAUUUCGACGAUUCCUCAUUUCAGUUUUUCCCGUUUAGCGCCGCAAUCCGGCGGCUGUGACUUGUGAUUGUGCAUAGUGCAAACAACAACAACAACAUUUGGGAUUGAACCAGUGUGCACCAACAACAAUCGAAUUAUUGAUUGAUUCGCGAAUUAAAAUCAAACCAAACCAAACAGAUAAAAAUGCUUUCGCUUCACGAAGGUUUCCCCAUGUUCCCGACGGCCCAUCAUCCGCACCAUCCGCAUCACACGGGCGUCGUCGGUGGCGUCAUGGGUCCCGGCGGAGGUCCGGUGGGUCACAGUACGACGCCUCCGCACCAUGCCCACCACCACCACCAUCACGCCGCCGCCGCCAUUCACAGUCUGACGGCCAGGCAUCACUCGCAGGGGCCGCCGCCACCUCCGCCGUCCUCCUCGUCGGUGGCCGGCCAGCUGAACCUUCACCACGCCGGACACCAUCAAGGGCCUCAUCACCCACACUCUCAUCUCAAUUCGGCCCACCAUCAAAUGGCGGCGGCCAAUCAGGCCUAUUUCGCCGGCUAUGCCCAUCCGCACCACUGGGGCAACGGCGGAGGCGCCCAGGGAGGACACCAGACGGCGCCUAACGCCGCCAUGGAACACCAGCAACAAUUCCAGGUCGGCGGAUUGGUCACGUCCGACGGUGGCAAUUCCUGGCACCCGUCACCGGCCGCUGUCUACACCGGCCUGUCCAGCAGCCUCUCGCCGCGCACUCCCGUCACCUCGGUGGGUUACGAGGAAUGGGUCAAUUCGCCGCCCAACAACAACGGCCAACAACAGCAACAACAGAGCGGCGGAGUCAGCAGUCCGGACGGUAGUCCCAACAACUUUGGCCAGCAACAGCAAGGCAAUGCGGCCAACAACGGGCCCAGCAGUCCGUCGCUUUCCGAUCAGCAGCAACUCAGCAGUUACUCGGCGGCUGCAGCGGCCGCCGCGGCCUACGGCAAAAUGUUCAGUUCGAGCGGGCCGGGCGACUUUAUUUCCCCCCAUCACGCCCAUCUGCACCACCAACAUCACCACAACAACCACGGGCAGAUGAUCGUCGAUCCCAUCCGGAUGAACGCCGGAGGAGUCAUCACCGGACACCAUUCACCCGAUUCCGGCCUGGCUGGAAGUGACGGUCUCAGUAGCGCCGGCUCACCGGCCCAGCAGCAACAACAGGGAAUGCUGGGCGGCGGCUCAACCGGCAACAACUUAUUAAACCUGCAACAACAGCAGCAACAACAGCAAAACGCUUCGGGUUCACAGGGGGCCAUGACGGGCCCGUCGUCGGCCGGCUCGAUGAGCCAACAGAACCAACAGCAACUGGUCGGAUCCAACGGCGCCGGAAUGGUCAACGUCUCCCGGCCUCAACCGUCUCGUUCGCCCUACGAGUGGAUGAAAAAACCUUCGUUCCACAGCACCAACGUCAAUCCAGACUCGGAUGUGUUCUCAGCAGGGAAGACGAGGACCAAGGACAAGUAUCGCGUCGUCUACACGGACCACCAGCGGCUCGAGUUGGAGAAAGAGUUCCAUUACAGCCGCUACAUCACCAUCCGGCGCAAAUCAGAGCUGGCCAGCGUCCUAGGCCUCUCCGAACGACAGGUCAAGAUAUGGUUCCAGAACCGACGGGCCAAGGAGCGCAAACAGGUGAAGAAGCGCGAAGAAAUGCUGCACAAGGAGAAACUGGACGUCGUUCCGUCCCUGGGAUCUGUCCAGCAACAGCAGCAGCAGCAACAGCAACAUCACCUUCACUCCGGCCAGCAGCAGCAGCAGCAGCACAUGCAACACAUGGGCGUCCAGCAGCAACACCCCAGCUUGGUCAGCAAUCCUCAAAUUUCCUCGUCCAUGCACAUGGGAUCCGUCGUCCAGAUGGACACCAAGCCCGUCUUAGGGCUCGAUUGAAUUUCGUUCGCUUCUUUUUCGAAUUGAAGCGCGAAAUUCGAAUCGAGAGCUCACGCCGCCUUGUACAGACAAAACUUUGUGGCUGGAUCGAAAAACAAACAAAUAAGGGUUUGGCUUCUUUUAGAUUUCGGUUUGAAAUGUCCGAAUUAUAAAAGAGCGCCAAAAAUGAAAUCGUUUGAAAUUUAAAAAAAGAAAUUUUGAUUCGAUUCCGCCCUGUGCCCUGCCCUCAAUCUCUCGUAACAAGAGCAUUCCAGUGACGUCACGGAUCCCCCUCCCCCUUCUUUUUUGUGUCUGGAAGAACAAACAAUCAAAGCAAGUCGUCGUUGUAUCGAUAUUUUGAAGUGGUGUCUGUGGUGCUGACGUGCUGACCCUGUUUCUUCCUCUCUCUCCAAUUCAUUGCAGCAUCAAAUAUCCACUUGUGCGUGUCUCUUUUGUAUGUUCGAUUGUACGUGUACAGUAUCCGUAUUAUAUAUAUAUCAUAGUGCCUCCUCUUUCUCUCCCUUAUUAUUAUUAUUCGUCUUUUAAAAAAAUUCACGACAAAUGGUUUGGGGAUUUAAAUUUUUUUUUGGUCCCCGGGAAAAUUUGAAAAAUAGCAGAAAAAAAAACAAAAAAAAAGUUUGAACUUUGAAAAUCAAAAAUUAAUGAACAAAAAAUGUUUGCGCGAAAAUGAGAAAUUCUGUUUCGAUUUUUUAAAAAAUAAUUUGUACAGACUUUAAUUAAUAUCUAUACACACUAUCUUGCAAAACUCCGGAUGUAAUCGUAAAUAGUUCUUGUCAUAUCUCUUUUUCUCUCCCCCUUUUUUUCCCCCACCCACUUUCUCAAAUGUAUUUUGAUUUCUAAAAUUUGGUUUUAGACUCCCGAUUUUCGCGUUCUGUUGUCCUUCAUAAUGUUCUUUCAUAAUUUUUUUUUUAAAAACCGUGUUACAUAAUUAAGACUGAUUGGCGGCGCCUAUCUUCGAUUCGUUCUCCCUUAUCCCACCCACCCACCCAUCCCCCAAUCACAAUAAGAGACACAACUAGAAAUUUGUUUUUGAGUUUGUCUGAUUUUUUGGCAUCUAAUGCUUUGUAUCAUAGCCUCUAUACUACCGUUUCGAAACAAGAAUAAUGCCGAAAAAGUGCAAAAAAAAAAUGAAUUUGAUGACUGCUGUGUGUGUGUGUGCUGCCCGAAUUGUCUUUUAUUUUGGGGGUUUUUCCCAUAAUUCGACAAAGAAAAAUAAUGUUCUCCCCUCCGCCGCCCUUGAACGAUCCGUUGAUUUUAUUAUAAUAGUAAGCCUCUAUAUUUGACUAUAUACCGCACACACGAAUACAAAACCGAAUAAUGAAAAGAAUUAAAAAUGAUCAAAUAUAUCCCGCUGUUUGCUGAGACGAUAGGAGAAACGGUUUCUUCUCCGGGACCCGUUGCGUUGUUCUUUUUUUUGAGAAAAAUUGAAAAAAAAGUCGAGUGACAGGAGAACACAAGAACAGUUAUGUAAUAGGCCUAUAGAUAGACCAUCUCUUUGUUUCUUCUCUAGAUCUCAUUAAAAAGAAAGUGAGGUUACAUGUAAUGGUUGUUGGAACUUUGAAUGAAUUCCCAUCCGUUAAUUUCUCAGCUGCUGACUAUCAAAUCCAAACAAAAAAAAAGAAAAAAAACAACAUUUCAGUUCAUCUUUUAUUCCACCGAAUCGUCGUGUUAUAUGUGUAUACAUUUAAAUGACGUGUGUAUUACCGCAAAAUCAAAUGAAUAUUCUUUUUCCCAAAUCUUUUGUUCGUGUAUUUUCCAAAAGAGUUUGUUGUGCUGUGUCACUGUGCUGCCGGGCGCGUUAUUAUAUAUAAUUCCUAUCUGGUUCCAUCUGACGUUAAUUGCAACUGACGAACAAAAUCCAACUUUCUUGUUUGUUUUUCCCCUCCAAAUAGUAUACAUACCACAAUAAUUAUUAUACAUACACAAUAUUUCAUUCAUAAUAUUCGAGUGAUAUGUGCCGUCGCAUACAGUAUAUUCAUCUGUACACUUACGCGAUUAUCAGUUUCAAUCCUUAUAUCUAAUGACUGAAUUUUAAUUCUUUUUUUUUCCUGGUUGGAUUUAUUUCGUUUCUUUAGAAUAUUAUUCCCAUUCGAUUAUCGUGUCUGCCUCGCCCUCCCCAUAUAACAUUUUCUUAUAACUCGUGUAUUUCCAUAUAUAGAUAUGGAAGAUAUAAGAACGGACGAAUAAUCAAUAAGCGUGCGUGUGUUAUUGCCACGUUAUUCCAUGUUAUAUUAUUAUCCUUAUGCUGUAUACGUGUGUAUCAUAUGAUGACGAAGAUAACAAUGAUCUUUCUAUGAAAAA